UGCGGGAAACGCAAGAGAUGCAGUUGAGGACGUUUUUGACCAUGGUUGGGGAGGGGUUUGCGGCCCUUGAAAAAAACGGGAACAUCUGGGAUGUCAAGGAGUGGAGCACCUCAUCUUGGGAGCAGAUGCGGCGGAGGAAUUGGGAAUAGGGGAUCACAUCCUUGCAGGAUGCUAGAACUCAGCAGUGAUAGUGACAGUGAGCUCGAGCUGAUCGACUGCCCUCGCCAUGUCCGCCGGCCCGGAAUCAAACGGCGCAGGAUCCUCGAUGGCACCAACGUACAUGCUGUCCCCAUUUACACCGGACGGGUCAGCCGGACGUUGACGCUGUAUCAGGAGAACCCUGAAGAAGUGGACCGGGCAUUCCAGCGGCUGGCAUCAGAGCCGGAUUCGGAGGAUGAUCCAGAUGGAAAUAGCGAGUUGGAGAGCAGACGGCACAGGAGAAGGAAACGGCCGUCCGCACAGGCCCAGAGGAGGGGUCUGCAUUCUGACUCGGAGCAGGAUGAGGACCUGAAUCUGAGUGUCUCCAGUAGUCAUAAGGACCGCUCGCCCUCUCCACCCUCCACACCCAGCACACCUUCCCGACGGACUAGACGAGCUUGCAUCGCUAUAAGGGAAGCAGACAGGAACCUGAAACAGCUCAAAGUUUUCCAUUCGAGCCCCGUGAAUACCAGGGUACAGUGCGAAUCUGAAGACGUGGUGCUGGUGGGUGUGUUACCGACUGUUCCCACCACUCCCCGGGAGAUUACAGUCAAGGUCCGUUGUCGGGGAGAAAUCUACCGAAUACCGAUGAGGGUGACGGAACCCCUACAGAAGGUGAUUGACUACCUGUCGGGACGACUGAAGGUCAAAGCUGAUAGAAUUCUUCUCCUACAGAAGGACGUGGAAGUCCCACGUAUAGGGACCCCUGAGUCUCAGAACAUUGGCGUGGCAGACAUUUUGGAUUGCUUUGUGAUGUCUGAAUAUCCUGCACAGCUCACCGACAAGAUCUGCCUGCGCGUACGUGGAGUGGAGAAAAACUCAUUCCAGGUCAUCACCAUUGGAAAGACCGAGUCACUAAAGAGACUAAUGGAGGAUUACAAGGAGCGGAUGGAUCUACAGCGAUGUCGGCUGACUUUCCACUUUGAUGGCACCGAGCUGUUGGAGAACAGCACUCCCCAGGACAAUGAGAUGGAGAGCGACGAUGUGAUUGAUGUCCGGAUAUGCUCGUCCUGAAUGCCGGGCUGGGAAUGGUCUUUAGUCACAUUUGCUAGUGGGAUUUCGAUCAAAGAAACGGUGGCCACAUUACUAGAGGAAGCAGCAAUGCAGACCAGCAGCUCCAUCAGCAGUGACAACAUACUUAAACUACUCGACUUCUGCCUCAUUUGUCGUUAUUAAAUGCAACAAAUUAGAACAGACCCACUACCUCAUCAACCGUGUAUUCACAAGGAUAAAAUUCACAAGAGAAGAAGAAAACAACAAUCAACUUCCAUUUCUGGAUGUUAAAAUUGAGGUUAUGACCAAUGGGGAGUUCCAAACCUCAGUAUACAGAAAAGCAGCCCACACUGAUCAAAUCCUCAACUUCCACAGCAACCAGCCAAACAUCCACAAACAAAGUUGCAUUAGGACACUAUUUAAGUGGGCCACGACACACUGCAACACUCCAGAACUACGCAGGAAAGAGGAAGAGCACCUUUACAAAAUCUUUACAAUGAACGGAUACCCCUGCAACGCCAUCCGCAGAUGCCUACUAAACAGACAGCACCAGGAGGACACAGUACGUCCGAACACACAGCCACACAGCCACACUGCCCUACAUCAAGAACAUAUCAGAACUGACAACAAGACUCCUAAGACCACUAGGAAUCAUGGUAGCCCACAGCCACUCUAUUACAAACACUCACAAGGAUUAAAGACGCCAUUCCCACAACAUGCAGAACCAACGUGCUUUAUAAAAUACCAUGCAACGAUAGCCACAAACAUUACAUCAGGCAGACAGGAAGAAAACUAGCCAUCAGAAUACCUGAACAUCAGCUAGCAGCAAACCGACACAAUGAACUUGCCUUAAUACCAGUACAGUCAGACUAUGUAGGCCAUCAGUUUAACUGGGACAACAUAACCAUAGUAGUCCAAGCCAAACAUAGACAUGCGUGGGAAUUCCUAGAGGCAUGGCUUUCAACCCCAUAAUGCUAUCAACAAACAUGUAGAAUUGGACCCCAUAUACAAACCCAUGCAGAUCAAAACUGUAAAUAACACCACUCGGCACAAUGAACCAGACCGUAUAAAUUCCAAGCCGAGUAGAACAACAUUGCUUCAUUGGAGGCCUCACUGUUGAUGUCACCUAGCAUGGUGAUGAAAUGUCUGAACAGAAACAAGCCAGCUCUGCAAGCAAGUCAACAACCUUACCCACAACCCGAGCUACAAAUCUUUGUGCAGCCUACUAUUGAAAUCCCCCAUUCUACGGAAAAGAGAACUCCCAUUAAUGAAUCAGUACCUCUCAUUAUUUUAUAAACUUCUGUCAGGUCAUCUCUCAACCUUGUACGCUCCAGUGAAAAAAGUCUCAGCCUAUCCAGCCUUUGUGUAUAACUCAAUACUUCCAUUCCCAGCAAAAUUCUGGUAAAUUUCUCCUGACCCCUCUCCAGCUUAAUAAUGUUCUUCCUAUAACUGGGCAAUCAGAACUGGAUACAGUAUUCCAGAAGAAGCCUCACCAAUGUCCUGUACAAUCUCAACAUGACUUUCCAACUCCUGUACCUAAAGCACUGAAGAAACCACUUCUAAACUUAGAGUAGUGGAGGUUUGAGAUGCACUUCUUCAACCGGUUUUUGGUGCUAAUUCAUUUGUUAAAUCUAAACCUGUUAAAUACAAUUUUUAUUAAGGAGGUCCCUAUCUGUGAGUUAAGAAGAACUGUUUAAGAAGUGUGUAAUAACAUCUCUGAACAGGUUGAUUCUCCACCAGAUUUGUUUUUAAAAAUCCACUCCUGCGAGUGCCAGACUCUAAUUGUAAAGGAAGUGGAGUAUAAAAAUCAGAAAGUUUUGCUAAGACUGCACAAGACUCUAGUCAGAGCACAGCUGGAAUACUAUAAAUGGCCGUGGUCCCCAUAUCUGAUGAAAGACAGUCUGGCAUUUCAGGCAGUCCAGAGAAAUUCACUUAGUCUCUCCAUAACUGGAACUAGCUAUCUUAGGAGGAGAGGCUGAGUAGGUUGUGACUGUACUCUGGGAGUUUACCACAAUGAGAGGUCAGAUUACUAAAACAUGAAAGAUUAUUCGAGGAAUUGACAAGGUAGAAGAGGAGAGAUUGCAUGCCAUUGUGAGUGAGUUUUGGACCAGAGGGCAUCAUUUCACAAUAAUAGGUUACCUAUUUAAGACAGCAUUCAGGAUGAAUGUCUUCUCUUGGAGAAAAAAGAACCAUUGGAAUUCUUUUCUAUAGAGAGCUGUCAAGGAUGGGUCACUCAGUAUGUUCAUGGGUAUGAUUAACAGAUUUUCAAUCUGGGCAGGAAUCGAUGAAUUAUCCAGAAAAGGUAGGAAAGUGGAAUUGAGGAUCAGUCAUGAUCUCAUUGAAUGGCAGAGCAGAGUUGAUUGGCUUAAUGGGUUCCUUCUGCUCCUCUGUCUUCUGGACUGGUCUCUGCAAAUGGCUGCAAGUUGAAAACCUUCGUGAAAUGUGAACUUCUCAAAGUCUGCCUUCUGUGUUCAAUGCUGCAUUAAUGAGGUUUGUAUUGUUGGUCGUGCCUCAAGAUGCCUGAUCUCUAAGAUUGGGUACCUCCUCUCCGAUACUAACCCCAUCUAUCUCCUCCUUUAAAACCAGUCUUGAAACCAUCCUGCUUUGAACAAGACUUGGUGUGCUGCUCUUCAUAUAAGAAUUAGAGAAUUUAUACAGUUCAGGAGGAGGCCAUUCUACCCAUCGUGUCUCUUCUGGCUCCCAAAAGUGCUGCCCAGCUAGUCCCAUUCUCUAGCACUAUCUCCUACCCCAUAUUGAUUCAUCCCUUUCAAAUUUAUAUCCAGCUCUCUUUUGAACCCUCCUACAGCACCUGCCUCCAUCACUCUCCCAGGUAGCACGUUCUGAACUCCAGCAAUUUCCUGAGAUAAGAAUUUACUGCGUUAUGGACAUGGGGAUCUAUCCACUUUUAAGCCCACCAAGGUUACUGAUAUAUUGUCACUGGCUGAAUGCAAGCUGCUCGAGAAGCUCACGAUCCCUCUCCCCAAAUAGCUCACAGUUCGGAGCACAUUUCUCAAUUCUCAAUAUGCUGUAUCAAUAUUAGGAGCAAAAACAGAAGUUGCUGGAAAAGCUUGGCAGGUCUGGCACCAUCUGUGAAGAAAAAUCAGAGUUAACAUUUCAGGACCCAUGUCCCUUCCUCAGAACCCGUAUCAAUAUGAUGUCAGACGUGGAGCAUUGCACACAGUUCUGGUCUUCACAAGGAAUUAUUAGAACACUUCAAGCAAUCUGCACUGUUAUGACUCCAAUAAAUUCCAGUCAGAAUGGGGAGGUCACAAUCUGCAUAGUUCUGGCUCUGUUUAUUUCAGGGAGUUGACAGGUGGAUGUCCUAUUGUGUAUGAUUGUGAACAUCAAUGAACUUCUUAGCUCCACUCUUUUCAUGUAUAUUAGAAGGAAUUUACUGCAGUAAGGUACCAUGUGAUAAACAUGUUUAAAUGAGGGUCAAGGGGGCAUGUCUGCACUUCCAAGCUUGUUGCAUAAAUUUCUGAAAUUGAAGAAAAAAAGGCAACAUGCACACUGGAAGACAUCUGAGUUUCCGACUGGACAGUUCUGUCAUCUCAGCAAUUCAGGCUACAUUUGAUGUUGUCAAUCCAAUGAGCCCUGACCCAUUGCUUUCUCAGCCACGUGAAUAAAACUGGGUGACAUUACAAGAA
Rhincodon typus (whale shark) is the source of this 4838-nucleotide messenger RNA. RefSeq names its product nuclear factor of activated T cells 2 interacting protein (gene nfatc2ip). Gene Ontology annotation, biological process: cytokine production; positive regulation of transcription by RNA polymerase II. The transcript is spliced from 10 exons. Lineage: Eukaryota; Metazoa; Chordata; Chondrichthyes; Orectolobiformes; Rhincodontidae. Bases 91 to 1212 code for a protein of 373 amino acids. The record is from RefSeq and is a predicted model, not a curated record.